Messenger RNA from Coccomyxa subellipsoidea C-169, 402 nucleotides. RefSeq lists its product as hypothetical. The transcript is spliced from 5 exons. Lineage: Eukaryota; Viridiplantae; Chlorophyta; Trebouxiophyceae; Coccomyxaceae. The coding region runs from base 1 to 402 and encodes 133 amino acids. The record is from RefSeq and is a predicted model, not a curated record.
AUGGCCUUCAACGGCUUUGCCAGCGCUCAGCCCAGCGCAAACGCCAAUCUGAACUUCAAUAUCGAUGUCAACAAGGCGGCCGGUGACAUAGCAAGCGCCAUCUCCGGCCAGGGGAAUGCGGACCGGGGCGGCUUUGUCAAGAACCUCUCCAACGCCUGCUUCUACUCCCUGGGCCAGAGAUACAACUGCAUGGUGUUCAACUUGGGCCAGGAGUACCAGUGGACUGACCAGCAGGGCAUCGUGCUCUAUGGCUCUGGCGUGUACCAGGGCAUCACUUAUGGCAUCUGGGGCUUCACAAGUGGCACCUUUGACAACCAGGGCGACGGAGGCUACAUCAACUGGGCGUUCUUUGGCAACUUUGACAGGAGUGGAAACCAUGUGGUCUUCAAGCCUAUGAGCUGA